AUGCGUUGUGUGUGUGUCUUUGUCUUCGUGCUCUGUGGCGCUGCUCUUCAGGUGUCGGCUGCUGCUGCUGCUCCACAAGCAGCGGACACAAGCAGUGCGGCGACGGAGGCCAAGGAGGCGGUGAGCUUGGUGGUGGUGAAGGUGAAGGAGGCCGUGAAGGCGGUUAAAACAGCGCGGGAUGCGGCAUCGAAGGUCAAGACGGUGGCGGAGAAAGCGAAGAAGUCGGUCGGUGAGGCAGAAGCGCCUGUGAAGAGCAUCGAAGUCAAGUUGAAGGCGGUGAAGACAGCGGUGGACACCCCCAAGAACGAAAACGCGAACACCGCUCCAGAGGGUCUGGCCCGUGAAAUUGAUGGUGUUGAAAAGGUUGCCCUGGACGCGAUGCGAAAUUCUUUUGCAGUGAAGAAAAAUAUAGUCAAUGUGGAGUCGGUCGGUAAGGCACUGGAGGACGCUAAGGCGGCACUGACGACUGUGAAAGAUACUGCAGGCAAGGCCGCUGCUGUUGUUGCAGGUAAGCCGACGGAGGCCACGAAGUCACUUGCGGAGGUAGUAAAAGAGUUGGAGGCUGCAAAGACGACUAUUGAGAGCGCCGAGGGGAGCGUCAGGACGGCGUCGCUAAAAGCCACGCUGGGGAAAGACAAAGCGACCGCUGCAGGAUGGAGUGUGCGUGACGUGCUGUAUCAAGUAAGGAUCAUUGGCCUAUACAGACGGAAGACAGAGCCAUCCUCCAAAGUAAUUGAUUAUAACGAAAGCGAGGCGAAAACGAUGAGCGUUGGUGCUGUGAAAAGCGCAGGGGAGGCCGUUGCCAACAUUGCUCUUGCACGCAGCAACGCCAUGGAGGCAGAGGGGUUGGCUGAUGCUGCGUUGAGUGAUAUCGAGAAGACCGCGGCAAGUGUCGAUUUGGCGCUGAAGUCCGCCGAGGCCGCGGUGCUGGCACUCGAGGAGGCAACGCGGUCCAUGAAGACGGACGCCGCAACGGGUGCGAACGCCGACAGUGGGUCCCAGCUGCCCGAUACCGACGUGAAGGCUGAGCAACUCACCACAGAAGAGAAAUCCGAGGAGCUCCCCGCCGAAGGGAAAUCACAGCAACCCAUCAACGACGUAAAUCCCCUCCCGCGCAAGAGCGAGGGAGAAUCAAAGCAGCCCAAUGCCGAGGGAACAGAGCUGCAGUCUAAUGCCCACGAGAAAUUACCAAAGAGUGCCACCGCUGGGGAAGCGCCUCUCUCUCGCGUUGUGGACGGCAGCGACAGCCCUUCAUGGGUUCGUGUUCCGUUCAUGAUGCUUCUGCUGGGGGCGAUGGCAUCUCUUGCAGUGUGCUGA
This is a messenger RNA of Trypanosoma grayi, 1317 nucleotides long. RefSeq lists its product as hypothetical. The transcript has a single exon. The coding region runs from base 1 to 1317 and encodes 438 amino acids. Lineage: Eukaryota; Euglenozoa; Kinetoplastea; Trypanosomatida; Trypanosomatidae. The record is from RefSeq and is a predicted model, not a curated record.